Messenger RNA from Tetrapisispora phaffii CBS 4417, 1650 nucleotides. It is a transcript of the gene PGI1, whose product is annotated as glucose-6-phosphate isomerase. Lineage: Eukaryota; Fungi; Ascomycota; Saccharomycetes; Saccharomycetales; Saccharomycetaceae. The record is from RefSeq and is a predicted model, not a curated record. The coding region runs from base 1 to 1650 and encodes 549 amino acids. Gene Ontology annotation, biological process: gluconeogenesis; glycolytic process; glucose 6-phosphate metabolic process. Gene Ontology annotation, cellular component: cytosol. The transcript has a single exon. Gene Ontology annotation, molecular function: monosaccharide binding; carbohydrate derivative binding; glucose-6-phosphate isomerase activity.
AUGUCCAACUUCAAAUUAGCCACUGAAUUACCAGCCUGGAAAAAGUUACAACAAAUCUACGAUGCUGAUGGUAAGAACAUCAAAGUCAAGGAUGAAUUUGCCAAGGACUCCCAAAGAUUCAACAAGUUAUCCAAGACCUUCACUAACUACGAUGGCUCUAAAAUCUUAUUCGAUUUCUCAAAGAAUUUGGUCAAUGACGAAGUCUUAGCUACUUUAAUCGAAUUAGCUAAGGAAGCCGAUGUCGCUGGUUUAAGAGAUGAAAUGUUCAAGGGUGAACACAUCAACACCACCGAAGACCGUGCUGUCUUCCAUCCAGCUUUAAGAAACAGAGCUAACAAGCCAAUGUACGUUGACGGUAAGAAUGUUGCUCCAGAAGUCGACGCUGUCCUACAACACAUGAAGGAAUUCUCUGAAGAAGUUAGAUCUGGUGCCUGGAAGGGUUACACUGGCAAGAAGAUCACCGACGUUGUCAACAUUGGUAUUGGUGGUUCUGAUUUAGGUCCAGUUAUGGUCACUGAAGCUUUGAAGCACUACUCUGGUGUUUUAGACGUCCACUUCGUCUCUAACAUCGAUGGUACUCACAUUGCUGAAACUUUAAAGACCUUGAAUGCUGAAACUACUUUAUUCUUAAUUGCCUCUAAGACUUUCACUACUGCUGAAACCAUCACUAACGCUACUUCUGCUAAGAACUGGUUCUUAUCUAAGACUGGUAACAACCCAGCCCAUAUUGCUAAGCAUUUCGCUGCUUUAUCCACAAACGAAGUUGAAGUUGCCAAGUUCGGUAUUGACACCAAGAACAUGUUCGGUUUUGAAAACUGGGUCGGUGGUCGUUACUCUGUUUGGUCUGCUAUCGGUUUAUCCGUUGCUUUAUACAUCGGUUACGACAACUUCGAUGCCUUCUUAAAGGGUGCUGAGGCCGUUGACAAGCAUUUCCAAGAAACUCCAUUAGAAGAAAACAUCCCUCUAUUAGGUGGUUUAUUAUCUGUUUGGUACAACAACUUCCACGGUGCUCAAACCCAUUUAGUUGCUCCAUACGAUCAAUACUUACACAGAUUCCCAGCUUACUUACAACAAUUAUCUAUGGAAUCCAACGGUAAGUCUGUCACCAGAGGUAAUGUUUUCGCUAACUACUCUACUGGUUCUAUCUUAUUCGGUGAACCAGCUACUAACGCACAACAUUCUUUCUUCCAAUUGGUUCACCAAGGUACUAAAUUAAUCCCUACCGAUUUCAUUUUAGCUGCUCAAUCUCAUAACCCAAUUGAAAACAAAUUACACCAAAAGAUGUUAGCUUCCAACUACUUUGCUCAAGCUGAAGCUUUAUUAGUUGGUAAGGAUGCCGCUGAAGUUGAAGCUGAAGGUGCCAAGGGUGGUUUAGUCCCACACAAGAUCUUCUCCGGUAACAGACCAACUACCUCUAUCUUAGCUCAAAAGAUUACUCCAGCUACUUUAGGUUCUUUAAUUGCUUACUACGAAUUCUUAACCUUCACUGAAGGUGCUAUCUGGAACAUUAACUCCUUUGACCAAUGGGGAGUCGAAUUAGGUAAGGUCUUAGCCAAGGUUAUCGGUAAUGAAUUAGUCGAUGCUUCUCCAGUCAGUUCUCACGACCCAUCUACCAACGGUUUAAUCAACCAAUUCAAGGAAUGGAUGUAA